Molecule: messenger RNA, 1707 nt
Organism: Rotaria socialis
Lineage: Eukaryota; Metazoa; Rotifera; Eurotatoria; Philodinida; Philodinidae
Source: the annotation of a GenBank genome assembly
AUGCAGAAAAAGAAUAAAAGUACGAAAUGUCUACUUCCAAUCGAUAUGAGUAAACCAAAACGUUUUAAAAGUGAAACUACCCUUUUAGAAAACUUACCUAACGAGCUUUUUCUUGAGGCUUUUGGUUAUUUAAAUGGUGUCGAUGUCGUCUAUGGUUUUUCUCAACUCAAUUACCGUCUUGAGGAUUUAUUAAAUAAUUAUGUUACUAACUUUGAUUUUAAAUCAGUUAGCAGAGCUAAAUUUACUUAUAUUACUCAACGACAUGAUAUACAUCGAUGGCGAUCAUUACAUAUGUCGGAUGACGAUCAUACACCAGGACAAAUAAAAUGUUUUUCUCAAUUAUUUCCACCUAAUGAAUAUAUUAAUCGAUUAGAAUGCUUAAGUGUUUUACAUAUGAAACCUGGAUUUGCUCAAGAAUUUUUAUUACAAAUUCGGUCCUUGAAUAAUCUUGUUUCAUUAUCGAUUGGACAGAUAUGUGGAUUGAAUAUUCAAUCAAUUGAAUUAUCAUCAUUAAAACGACUUAUACUCACUUCGUGUAAGCAUACAAAUUGGAUACAGAAUUUUCAGACUUUAGAAAAUCUUCAAUAUACAAUUGACUACAAUUGUUCUCACUCUCAUAGUUUAAUACUUCCACGAACAUUAAAACAUUUUAAAAUAUUCUACUCAGAAAGAGAAGAUGGAGAUGAUCUUCGAAAAUUACUAAAACAGCUGCCACAAUUAACUAGACUUACUUUAUACGAUAGAGGAAAAGUCAGUCCAAUUCCUGAUGGUAGAACUUGGGAAGAACUUAUUGUAUCAUCGUUACCAUUAUUAAAGACUUUUCAAUUCUUUUUUCCAUUCUGCCAAUAUCGUUAUCUUUCAAGUGAUAUAAAUCAAAUACUGGCAUCAUUUUCAACACCUUUUUAUUUAAGUGAAAAGCAUUGGUUUAUACGAUACGAUCGUAGUUCAUGUGACUCAAACACUGGUACCGUUUAUUCUUUACCGUUUGCCUUUUCAUCUAUGGCAAUUAAUAUACAUUCGUUCGAUAUGAGUGCUACUACGUUACCAUUCAAUGAUUCCGAUAAAAUCGAAACCCAUUAUUACAGUAAAAUUAAUACGAUAGUAUUACAUGAAAAAUGUAAAGAGCCACAUACUGAGAUUUUUUCUUCUAAUAUUGUUCAUCUUAUUCUCAAGGUUAAUCUACCGAGUUGGAUUGAUCUUUUAACAAAUUUACGUUGUUUACAUGUUGGAUGGAAUGUACAUAUGACACCAACUGAAUGUUCACAUUUACUUCAAAAUGCAUCUAAUCUUCGAUCAUUAAAAAUAUCGAUUUUUAGCUUAAAAAUAGUAACAGAUAAAUUUAGCAAUGAAACUGUUUGCAAUGAGCUAUCUCGAAAAAUCGAAUCUUUAACUAUAUCGAAUUUUGUUGAUGGAUACAGUCGACGCUCUGUUAGUGUACGUGUACUUACUUCACUUGUUCGUAUUUUUUCAAUGAAUUGUCAACAUCUAACAAUAGCAUUAAUGUCACAUCCGAAUACGGUCUAUCCAAUUUUACGCCGUAUGAAAAACUUACGUAGUUUACAUAUUACAUGGAGUGUUCAACGAAGAAAUUUUAGUACUCCCAUAUCACAAUUGCUUCAAGAACAAUCAACAGAUCCUAAAGCCAUAGAUUUCAUUGAUACUUAUGACGGAAAUCAACUUUUUAUAUGGUUUGGUAAUCGAAUUUAA